AUGGGCGACGCAAUGAGCCGCAAAGACCUCAAGACCUUGGUGCCUCAGCCGAGGAACUACAAGCGCCCGCCCUUCACCGUCGAGGUCAGUGAGAAGAAGGAAGGCGAGACCGCCAUACGACGCAACAUUCGCACCAAGGACGCCCUCAAAUCAACACCUGAGCCUGGCGUCAACACCAUCUACGACAUCCUACGACGAUCGAGCCAGAAGUACGGCAACGCAAAGGCCCUGGGCAAGCGGAAGCUCAUACGACUGCACGAGGAGAACAAGAAGGUCAAGAAGGUCAUCGAUGGCAAGGAGCAGGAAGUGGACAAAAAGUGGACAUACUACGAGCUGUCAGGCUACGAAUACUACUCUUUCAGUGAGUAUGAGCAGCUCGCCCUCAAAGUUGGCGCCGGAUACCGCGCAUUGGGUCUUGAGCCCAAGAAAGACCGCGUUCACAUCUUCGCUGCUACUCAUCCAUACUGGCUCGCCACUGCACACGGUGUUCACAGCCAGUCGUUGGCCAUCGUCACCGCUUACGACACUUUGGGUGAGGAAGGCCUGAAACACUCCCUGCUCCAGACCAACGCCAAGGCCAUCUUCCUCGAUCCGCAUCUCAUCACGAAGCUCAUCAACCCUCUCAAAGAAGCCAAAGACAUCCAGCACGUUGUCUACAACGACGACGAUGCUCCCACCUCCAACGCCGACCCUAAGAAGCUCGAAUCGGAUAUCGCGAAGCUCAAGGAGGCGCAUCCUCACCUGACCAUUCGAAGCUUUAGCGAAUUGGUCAAACUCGGCGAAGAGAACAAGGUUGAACCUACCCCGCCAAGUCCAGAAGAUUUGUGCUGUAUCAUGUACACCUCCGGAUCCACCGGCACACCAAAGGGCGUGCUCUUGACGCACAAGAACGUGGUUGCUGCGAUUUCUGGUGUCGACGUUAUUGUCGGCCCAUACCUUGGCCCUGGCGAUGGCCUGCUCACCUACCUUCCACUGGCACAUAUCCUCGAAUUUGUGUUCGAAUCAGCAUGUCUGUACUGGGGUGGUACUAUGGGUUAUGGCAACCCAAAGACCAUCUCCGACGCGUCGAUGAAGAACUGCAAGGGUGAUAUCGCGGAAUUCAAGCCAACGAUUUUGGUCGGGGUGCCUGCCGUUUGGGAGACUGUCAAGAAGGGUAUCCAGGCCAAGGUCGCUAAACUCAAUCCGAUUUCUAGGAACAUGUUCUGGGGAGCCAUGACCGCGAAGAACUUCAUGAUGAACAACUCAAGCUACCUGCCAGGUUCCCAUAUCGGCACGAGCAUCGUGGACAACGUGGUGUUCAAGAAGGUCGCCGAGGCGACUGGUGGCAGACUGCGCAUUUGCAUGAACGGCGGUGGUCCUGUGGCCAAAGAGACACAGCGAUUCAUCUCCAUGUGCAUUGCGCCGAUGAUCUCUGGUUAUGGUUUGACCGAGACUUCAGCCAUGGGUGCUCUCAUGGAUCCACUGUCGUGGACUGAUGAAUCACUCGGUGAGGUCACGGGUGCAGUCGAAGUCAAGCUGGUGGACUUCCCUGAUGCCGGCUACUACUCCACGAACACUCCACCCCAGGGUGAGAUCUGGAUCCGUGGAGAUUCCGUCACUGCAGGAUAUCUUGAUCUGGAGAAGGAGAACAAGGAGUCGUUCGAAGAUGGCUGGUUCAAGACUGGUGAUAUCGGCGAAUUCAACCAGAGAGGCGAGCUUCGAAUCAUCGACCGCAAGAAGAACUUGGUCAAGACACUCAACGGCGAGUACAUCGCGCUUGAGAAGCUCGAGUCGGUCUACCGAUCCUGCCACGUGGUAGGCAACAUCUGCGUUUACGCUGCCCAGGAUCAAAACAAGCCAAUCGCCAUCGUCGUCCCCGCGGAGCCCGCGCUCAAGCAGCUCGCAAACGACAACGGCAUUUCCGGCAACGGUCUCGAGGAUCUCUGCAGCGACAAGAAGGUCAACGAUCUCGUGCUCAAGGAGAUGCAGGCCGCUGGUAAGAAGGGCGGCCUGUCCGGCUUUGAGAUCAUCGAGGGUGUGGUUCUGGCGGAUGAGGCUUGGACGCCGGAGAAUGGUCUCGUCACAUCCGCUCAGAAGCUCAACCGCAAGGGCUUGACGGACAAGUACAAGAAGGAGAUCGAUGCGGCGUACGGCAAGAAGUAA
Messenger RNA from Zasmidium cellare ATCC 36951, 2142 nucleotides. RefSeq lists its product as uncharacterized. Gene Ontology annotation, biological process: long-chain fatty acid metabolic process; long-chain fatty-acyl-CoA metabolic process. The record is from RefSeq and is a predicted model, not a curated record. Gene Ontology annotation, molecular function: long-chain fatty acid-CoA ligase activity. NCBI's taxonomy places the organism in Eukaryota, Fungi, Ascomycota, Dothideomycetes, Mycosphaerellales, Mycosphaerellaceae. Bases 1 to 2142 code for a protein of 713 amino acids. The transcript is spliced from 2 exons. Gene Ontology annotation, cellular component: endoplasmic reticulum; lipid droplet; plasma membrane.